AUGCCAAAAAUUUAUAAAAGAAAAUCAUUGGAGAGGGCCAAAUGGACCGAGGAGCAACUGAAAUCUGCAAUGAGUACUGUUAAAGAUGAGGGAUUAUCUGUACGUCAGGCUGGAAAAACUUUCGGUAUUCCGAGAAAGACAUUGGAAAGGCGAAAGUAUGAAGACCAUAAGAAAAAAUUGGACCCAGAUACUACUUUCGGAGCUGCACAUGAAAACAGACUGGUACGGCAUAUUAAAGAAAUGCGAAAAGUGGAUUUCCACUUACUAGAGAUGAUUUGCGAACCAUAGCUUAUAAAUUUGCUGUUCAGCUAGGCUUGAAACAUAAAUUUAAU
Acanthoscelides obtectus is the source of this 332-nucleotide messenger RNA. Lineage: Eukaryota; Metazoa; Arthropoda; Insecta; Coleoptera; Chrysomelidae. The record is from the annotation of a GenBank genome assembly.